UUGUUGUGUUUGUCUGCGGCGGGGUUGCCUCUCGGCUCAUUUGACUAUUUGGUUCUCCGUGUACCAACACUGAUACAGGCUGUGCCCUACUCCAGAGGAACAAGCGUUUAGUCCAGGAGAGAACAGAGUCAGCCUCGACUGCAGGGGAGGACCGGUAGGUGGCCGAGGCGACCGUGCGGGCAGUUGUUAACCAAGCUGAGCCGAACACCCGGUCCGAGAUGGAGGGUUAUGGACACGAGCACUUCAGGGGGAACAGGGGCGGCCGCCAGCUGGACUCCCAGAGGACCAUGGGGAACGAGGAGCCCCGCCCCGCCGGCACGUCUCCCUGGGGAGGGGACCAGCGCCUCCGGCUGAGCCCCCACGGACAGGGCCACGAGACGGCCGCCCAGCGCUACAGCGCCACGCGCAUCCAGGCUGGCCUGGGGCCUGAGAGCAUGGCAGACUACUUGAUCAGCGGAGGAACUGGCUACGUCCCAGAAGAUGGUCUUUCGGCUCAGCAGUUAUUCUCCAUCGGAGACGGUCUCACGUACAAAUCUGACCAACAGUGUGUUGACGCCGACGGUCUAACGGCAGAAGAGCUUUGCUCUAAAGGGGACGGGGUGACUUACAAUGACUUUCUGAUCCUGCCCGGCUUCAUCGACUUCAGCUCAGACGAAGUGGACCUGACCUCUGCCCUGACCAGGAAGAUCACCAUCAAGACCCCCCUUAUCUCCUCCCCCAUGGACACUGUCACAGAGUCUGCUAUGGCCAUCGCCAUGGCGCUGAUGGGGGGCAUCGGGAUGAUCCAUCACAACUGCACCCCCGAGUUCCAAGCCAACGAGGUCCGCAAGGUCAAGCGGUUCGAGCAGGGCUUCAUCACAGACCCGCUGGUGAUGAGCCCACGCCACACGGUGGGAGACGUGAUCGAGGCCAAGCAGCGACACGGCUUCUCUGGGAUCCCUGUGACCGAGACAGGCAAGAUGGGAGGGAAGCUGGUGGGCAUCGUCACCUCCAGAGACAUCGACUUCCUGUCAGAGAAGGACCACAGCCGGCCGCUGGAGGAGGCGAUGACUAAGAGGGAGGAGCUAGUGGUGGCUCCGGCUGGCGUCACCUUGAAGGAGGCCAACGACAUCCUGCAGAGGAGCAAAAAAGGGAAGCUCCCCAUCGUGAACGACAGUGACGAGCUGGUGGCCAUCAUCGCCCGGACGGACCUGAAGAAGAACCGGGAUUACCCUCUGGCCUCCAAGGACUCCCGCAAGCAGCUGCUCUGCGGCGCCGCCAUCGGCACGCGGGAGGACGACAAGUACCGCCUGGACCUGCUGGUGCAGGGCGGCGUGGACGUGGUGGUGCUGGACUCAUCCCAGGGGAACUCUGUGUAUCAGAUCAACAUGAUCAACUACAUCAAGCAGAAACACCCAGAGCUGCAAGUGGUGGGAGGAAACGUGGUGACUGCAGCCCAGGCUAAGAACCUGAUCGACGCGGGCGUGGACGCGCUCAGGGUGGGCAUGGGGUGUGGCUCCAUCUGUAUCACCCAGGAAGUCAUGGCGUGUGGGCGGCCCCAGGGCACCUCCGUCUACAAGGUGGCUGAGUACGCAAGGCGGUUCGGGGUGCCCGUGAUCGCCGACGGGGGGAUUCAGACCGUGGGCCACGUGGUGAAGGCCCUGUCACUGGGGGCAUCCACAGUGAUGAUGGGCUCGUUGCUAGCGGCGACCACAGAGGCUCCCGGAGAGUACUUCUUCUCUGACGGUGUGCGGCUGAAGAAGUACCGCGGUAUGGGCUCCCUGGACGCCAUGGAGACCAGCACCAGCAGCCAGAAACGCUACUUCAGUGAGGGGGACAACGUGAAGGUGGCCCAGGGGGUGUCUGGCUCGGUCCAGGACAAGGGAUCCAUCCACAAGUUUGUCCCCUACCUGAUCGCAGGGAUCCAGCAUGGCUGCCAAGACAUCGGAGCCAAGAGCCUGUCUGUGCUGCGUUCCAUGAUGUACUCAGGAGAGCUCAAGUUUGAGAAGAGGACCAUGUCUGCUCAGGUGGAGGGAGGAGUUCACGGGCUCCACUCAUAUGCUUUUGUCCCAUUUAUGAGAAGCGGCUCUACUAGAGGACAAGGCAAGACCAGGUGUGCCCCCGACGUCCCCUCCCCCCCCAGGACCAGAUGUUGUGAACCAAAUAAACCCAGGGGCCCCUCUGAGAGCUAGCUGGGGACCUUGAGUGUUUUGGACCAAGAGCUAGACUCGUCUGUAGAUCAGGGAUGUUUUUAAACCGCAGGUGGUUGAUUCGAGGACCGCAAGUGCAUCAAGAACCUCCUCUGCUGAGAAGCGUUUUAGAGAAACCAACGUGACAGAAUGUGAGCAUGAUGGGGUUUUGUUUUCUACGCAUGCUUUUCCUCAGUUCUUUUCGACAGGCCUCGAUGUAGAGGCUCUUUGUUUUUAUAAUCAGUUAUGUACUGCCAAGUGUGACGUGGUCUGACACGCUCUUUUUGUUAUAUCAAAGCCAAAAUAAGCACCCUCUCCCUCUGAUCCACCAUGUCCUGUACACGAUUGUGGCACCGCUUGUCUGCUUGUUGUAGAGUUGAAACCUGCUCUCACCAGAGAGAUGCCUUGAGACAGGGUCAGGAUUAUGGCUGCACAUGACCCAGGAACAGAUUUCCAUCUGAAGGCGUUGAUGUGCAUGACACUACACGCCCUCGCUCCUCCUUUUGUGUCACUUUUGAAAUAUUGUAAAGUAUUCCUGUAAGUUGGCAGAUGUAGGAAAAUGCGUUUUCUAAUGUUGUGAUCGAUGUCCUUUCGCCAGAUCUUUUCUAGGAUGUGUUAGCGGUCGCUGUGCUGAUGUUUCCUCUCACAGGUCACAAGGACCAAUGAGACUUUUGCAGUUUGUAGGAUUUGUAGGUAAAUGUACCUAAAGAUGGAGAAUUAUAAACCUCUGUCCAAUUGGAAUUGAUGACGUGUUAAAAUCCUCUACUUUGAACCUGACCUUGUUUACAACCGGACACGCAACAGAUUUAGAUUAUGCUUUUUCUGUUAAAUAUUGUAAAAUAAAUAAAAGUCAAAUGAACUGU
Messenger RNA from Osmerus eperlanus (European smelt), 3031 nucleotides. RefSeq names its product inosine-5'-monophosphate dehydrogenase 1b. The coding region runs from base 219 to 2171 and encodes 650 amino acids. Gene Ontology annotation, biological process: GTP biosynthetic process. Gene Ontology annotation, cellular component: cytoplasm. NCBI's taxonomy places the organism in Eukaryota, Metazoa, Chordata, Actinopteri, Osmeriformes, Osmeridae. The transcript has 18 exons. The record is from RefSeq and is a predicted model, not a curated record. Gene Ontology annotation, molecular function: IMP dehydrogenase activity.